AUGCGCUCGAAUGGUGCCGUGCACAUCGGCAACGACGUCUUCCUUGCUGUCACGCGCGAUGUGACGGAUAAAGCAUUUCUCUUCUCUAGCUCCUUCCCACCAAGAGAGCAACUGGCGCCACUCCCGUUGAACCGCAAAACGCGCUUCCACCCACACGCCUCCCUGGCAUGCAGUGGGGCGGAGCUCAACCGGUAUGCCGAGUCCUCAGCGAGGGUGGGGUAUCCCACGGAGUACGGUAGUGACAGGGAAGCGGAAUUUGUCGCCGCCGCGUCCACACCGCUGUUCCAUCACUCCGCGCACGCCUCUCCUGACGGUCGCAAGAUCGCCUUCAUCAGCAAUGUCCGCCGUUACCACUACAUUAUGGACAUUUCCGUUGUGCCGGCGGCGGUUUGUGAGCUGGAGAUGCCCGAGGUAGUGCAGAGCGUGUGCUGGCACACCGUGGAGUACCACAUGCUGUGUGUGCUAUUUACUUCGGGCAACCUGACCAUCUACGACACGGACCAAUCUUACUUGGGUGUCACUGUGCCGCGGCACCGUCGUAUCACACUGCGACCAGCCAUUGAGCGCGCCCUCGCUGAAGCCGAGGCGUAUGAGCACCCCUUUCCUGCGACCCGGUCGACGUCAUCAGCGACAGUUCGUCUCGCCAAGAACGCACCCGCUUCAGACAACAAGGGGUCGCAGAGUACGCGCCCCAAGCCUCUGGCAGGGGAAAUCAGCACCCCACGUCGAUCGACUGCGUCACCGGCGCAUGCCACCACCACAGCGGCAACGGACGUUCGCUCCAUAACCCACCACAGCGGCGACGCGGAUAGUCAGGCACAGGCGGCCUCAUACCGAGUGAACCACGCGAAGAGCCUAACCAGCGGUAUGAUCGCUACUGCGAGCCACAUCGCCCACUCACCGCGUCACGCCGUACCAGCGGGUACCGGCCAUGGCGAGGUUCUACCACUUUCUGGCACCGACAAGGUCAGUGAGGAAGGCACUACCUCGCCCCCGCCCAGCCCCAAGCCCGCGACAUUGCCCACCUCGCAGCUGGACCUUGUGGGCAUGUACGCGCUGCCGCCAACGGAGAGCAUCCCUGCUAUUCUUCUUCUUCUAAGCAGCAGCGGCGACGUGUACGCAGUGCACCUCAGGGACGACUGCCUUCCAGUGGUCGCGGCGGCCGAGGCCACCAAUGAUGGCCGAGCUCACACGUGCGAAGAGGAGGCGCUGCGGAAAGCCGAGGUGGCCGCGGUCUCGCUGAACGUGGAGGUGCAUCAUCUCAUCUCUGGCGACGACACCGUUGCGGCCGGGGACGAGGCGCUCGCCGUUGCCGGCUGCCUGGUCGACAUGGAAGCUGGCACGCACGCUGUGUUUUUCUGCACCGCCAACGGGCUAGUCAAGGGUGCGUGGGUGAGUAGGCAGGACCUGCUGGCCCGCCACCGUGUCGCUCACGUGCGCGCUGUUGGCCGGCCGAACAUAUCCUUCACGCUGCAUACCAGUGACUCCUUGGGCGUGCGGGCCUCUCUCGCUCCAUCCGCUCCACCCAUCACGCACGGCGCAAGCAUGACCCUCUCACAAAACGUGUGCGUCAUGCGCAGCGGCGCCUCAGGGGAGGUGACGUUUGUUAUAGCGUUUCCGCACUGGGAUCGGCGGCGGCAGGGGUGGACGUGCUGGCGUCCUCCCUGCUCCGAUGCGCAAGAACGGGCACGCAAAGAAGCAGCACUGCCGCUGGUGAGCACUGACGCUGCUCCACCGUCGCCAAUCGUGCUGCGCCUGCCCUACGACACAAGCGACGCGAGCGUUGCUGUCGGGUGCACUGAACUCGCACUGGUGCCGGAGGUGUCCGCGAUGGACGGCUCGUGUAGGCGGCGCAACAUCCUGGCAAUAAGUCUCGCUACACUGCUGCGGUCCGCGCUGUACGCCCGUUGUGGCAAACUGCAGUUGCACCCCUCUGCCGGUUCCGACGCAACAUCACGUCUGCGCGAUCCUCAGCCUGUUGUGCUUGACAUGCUCAACGCCCUGCCAGAGUGUCACCGCCGCUGGCUGCGCGGUUUUCCACAGGCGGAGAUAAGCGCAGCGACACUUGACCUCGUUAGGCGCAUCGAAGAGCUCAGUAGCGACAUGAAUCGCCGCGAAGCGAUGCAGGCGCAGCGGCGGCAGCGGAUCGCAGCGAGGCUUGCCGGACUCGAGGGUCGCGUCGCUGAGAUGGACGGUAAGCUAACGCAGUGGCACCAGACCAUCCUCGACGGCAUUGUGCACCGCCGUGGUGGUGAAGCCUUCCGCACAGCCAACGAGCGCCUGGGGAAGGUGUUCACCAUGUUGAAUGAGCUCGAGCAGAGGUUGUAG
Messenger RNA from Leishmania braziliensis MHOM/BR/75/M2904, 2328 nucleotides. RefSeq lists its product as hypothetical. Lineage: Eukaryota; Euglenozoa; Kinetoplastea; Trypanosomatida; Trypanosomatidae. The transcript has a single exon. The record is from RefSeq and is a predicted model, not a curated record. The coding region runs from base 1 to 2328 and encodes 775 amino acids.